Nothobranchius furzeri (turquoise killifish) is the source of this 4589-nucleotide messenger RNA. RefSeq names its product Golgi apparatus protein 1. Gene Ontology annotation, molecular function: fibroblast growth factor binding. NCBI's taxonomy places the organism in Eukaryota, Metazoa, Chordata, Actinopteri, Cyprinodontiformes, Nothobranchiidae. Gene Ontology annotation, cellular component: Golgi membrane. The record is from RefSeq and is a predicted model, not a curated record.
AUGCGCUAUGGUCACUUGUAAAUUUUACAAAUCCACCUUUUGUCCGCUUUCAGACAUGCGUAGUGAACGUCGGACAGUCACGCAUGCGCGAGUCGUUUUCGGUGGAUGUUCGGUUUAGGUAGUGACCGCUAGCAUAAGUUAACGGUUAUGUGAAGAUGGCGGCACACAGUCGUUCUCCGCUGUUGUUGCUGCGCUUUUUAUUUGUGUGUGUCUGUAGCUACGUCUCUGUCCUGGGCUUAAAGUUUCCGAGCGGCCCGGCAGAACCACCCCAUCCUCACGGCGUCAGAGUCAUGGAGGCACCUGUCGUCGCUGGGGCCUCUCAGCUUCGACGGACGACCGGUUGGAAGCUGGCGGAGGAGGAGGCCUGCCGGGAGGACCUGACCCGCCUCUGCCCCAAGCACACCUGGACCAACAUCCUGGCGGUUCUGGAAUGCAUGCAGGACCGCAAAGAGGAAAUAGAGCUCUCUCCUGACUGCAACCACCUCCUGUGGAACUACAAGUUAAAUCUGACAACAGACCCAAAGUUUGAGUCUGUAGCCACAGAAGUGUGCAGGAGCACCAUCGCUGAGAUAAAGGAGUGUAACGAGGAGGUGAGGGGGAAGGGCUACCUGGUGUCAUGCCUUGUGGAUCACAGAGGAAACAUCAGCGAGUACCAGUGCAGCCAGUACAUCACCAAGAUCACCAGUGUCAUCUUUAGUGACUACAGACUGAUUUGUGGGUUUAUGGACAAAUGCAAAGAAGACAUAAACAGCCUGCACUGUGGCAGCAUCAACGUAGGACAGAAGGACAUCCACUCCCAGGGCGAGGUGAUCGCCUGUCUGGAGAAGGCUCUGGUGAGGCAGGCAGAGCAGCCGGAUCGCGCUCAUCCUAUCAAAGAGGAAUGUCAGAAAGCCAUCCUUCGGGUCGCCGAGCUGUCGUCUGACGACUUUCACCUGGACAGACACCUUUACUUCGCCUGCCGGGAAGACCGCGAGAGAUUCUGUCAGAACGUUCAGGCAGGAGAAGGUAAAGUCUACAAGUGUCUGUUUAAUCACAAGUACGAGGAUGCCAUGUCGGAAAAGUGCCGCGACGCCCUGACGACCCGACAGAAGCUGAUUUCUCAGGAUUACAAAGUCAGCUACUCUCUGGCUAAAGCCUGUAAGCUGGACCUGAGGAAGCAGCACUGCAGCCUGGACACCAACCUGCCUCGAGCCCGCGAGGCUCGGCUGUCCUACCUGCUACUGUGUCUGGAGGCAGCCGUUCACCGAGGUCGUCCAGUCAGCGGCGAGUGUCAGGGAGAGAUGCUGGACUUUCGGCGGAUGCUGAUGGAGGAUUUUUCCUUGAGCCCUGAGAUUGUUCUUCACUGUCGGACGGAGAUCGAGGCUCAGUGCUCCGGGCUGCAUCGAAAAGGCCGCACACUGCACUGCCUGAUGCGAAUCGGUCGAGGAGACCGCACCUCUGCCAUCGACAGCAUCUGUCAGAAUGCACUGCAAACUUUGAUUCAGUCUGCUGAUCCUGGAGCUGAUUAUCGGAUCGACCGAGCGCUAAACGAGGCCUGUGAAUCAGUCAUCCAGACAGCCUGUAAACACAUCCGCAGUGGAGACCCGAUGAUCCUAUCAUGUCUGAUGGAGCAUCUGUACACAGAGAAAAUGGUGGAGGACUGUGAGCACCGGCUGCUGGAGCUGCAGUAUUUCAUAUCCAGAGACUGGAAACUGGACCCCGUCUUGUACAGGAAGUGCCAGGGCGAUGCCGCUCGCCUCUGCCACACGCACGGAUGGAACGAGACCAGCGAGCUCAUGCCACCAGGAGCCGUUUUCUCCUGCUUGUACCGACACGCCUACCGCACAGAGGAGCAGGGACGGAGGGUAAACUCAGGUGAGCGGUUAUCCCGGGACUGUAAGGUUGAGGUUCAGAGGAUCCUCCACCAGAGGGCGCUGGAUGUGAAAUUGGACCCGGAGCUGCAGAAACACUGCAUGACUGACCUAGGCAAGUGGUGCAGCGAGAAGACGGACACGGGACAGGAGCUGGAGUGUCUGCAGGAUCACCUGGAAGACCUCGUGUCCAUCUGCAGGGAGGUGGUCGGGAACCUGACAGAGCUGGAGUCAGAGGACAUCCAGAUAGAUGCUCUGCUCAUCCGAGCCUGUGAUGCUGUCAUCCAGGCCCACUGUCAUGAUGUAGCCGAUAACCAGGUGGACACAGGUGAUCUGAUGGAGUGUUUGGUUCAGAACAAACAGCAGAAGGAGAUGAACGAUAAGUGUGCCGUUGGUGUCACACACUUCCAGCUGAUUCAAAUGAAGGAUUUCAGAUUCUCCUACAAAUUCAAGAUGGCAUGCAAGGAGGACGUUCUCCGCUUGUGUCCCAACAUCAAGAAGAAGGUGGAUGUCGUCAUCUGUCUGAGCACCACGGUGAGGAACGAUACCCUGCAGGAGGUCCGAGAGCAGCGGGUGUCUCUGAAAUGUCGCAAGCAGCUUCGUGUGGAGGAGCUGGAGAUGUCUGAAGACAUUCGGCUGGAACCAGAGUUGUAUGAUCCCUGUAAGUCUGACAUCAGCCGUCUGUGUCCCAACGUGGCGUUUGGUAAUGCCCAGAUGAUCGAGUGCCUUAAGGAGCAGAAGAACCUGCUGAGUCAGCGCUGCCACCAGCGCAUCUUCAAGCUGCAGGAGGUGGAGAUGAGCGACCCAGAGCUGGACUACCAGCUGAUGAGAGUCUGCAAGCAGAUGAUCAAGCGGUUCUGCACUGAAGCCGAUGCCAAGAACGUCCUCCAGUGCCUGAAGCAGAACAAGAACAGUGAGCUGAUGGAUCCCAAGUGUAAACAGAUGAUCACCAAGAGACAGAUCACACAGAACACGGACUACAGGCUGAACCCGAUGCUAAGGAAGGCAUGUCGAGCCGACAUCCCAAAGUUCUGCCAGUCCAUCCUGAACAAGGCCAGCGAGGACCGUGAGCUGGAGGGUCAGGUCAUCGCCUGCCUCAAACUCAAAUAUGCUGAUCAGAGGUUGUCUCCAGACUGUGAAGACCAGAUCAGAGUGAUUCUUCAGGAGUCGGCGCUGGACUACAGGCUGGACCCGCAGCUGCAGAUGCACUGCUCAGAUGAAAUCACCAAACUGUGUCCAGAGGAGGCGGCGGCUCAGGAGCAGACGGGUCAGGUGGAAGAGUGUCUGAAAGUCAACCUGCUUAAAAUCAAACAGGACGCCUGCAGAAAGGAGGUUCUGAACAUGCUGAAGGAGAGUAAAGCAGACAUAUUUGUGGACCCGGUCCUCCACACGGCCUGUGCUCUGGAUCUGAAACACCACUGUGCCGCCAUCACCCCUGGAAGAGGACGGCAAAUGUCGUGUCUGAUUGAGGCGUUGCAGGACAAGAGGAUUCGUCUGCAGCCUGAAUGCAAGAAACGGCUUCAGGACCGCAUUGAUAUGUGGAGCUACGCUGCUAAGGUGGCGCCGGCGGAGAACUUCUCAGACCUGGCCGUCCAGGUGAUGACAUCACCCUCCAAGAACUACAUCCUGUUCGUCAUCGCCAUGAGCCUGUGCGUCCUCUUCCUGGUGGGGCUGCUGUGUGGUCGCAUCACAAAGAGAGUGACGAGAGAACUGAAGGACCGAUAGAACGCCAGUCCUCCCACCCUCCUCCUCCUCCCAGUUACCCCCUCUGUAACCGUGCCAACAACCCACCUGGACCCCCCCCCUCAAAAACCAAAUACUUCAGUCUGUCUAAGCAUCUCCAAACUCUUGACUGUUUUUCGAGCAUCUGCCGCUGCUGGGAUUGUUGUUUGAGGAUGGGAGCGAGGCGCUGGAGCCUCUAACCGCUGUAGCUGAGACUGGGGUUGGGUGGACUUCCUCUGGUUCAGCCAGAUUAUUUUUAUGUGACGUGUAAGUGAGGCCUGACGCUGCUCCGGUUGCACGUGGACAUAAUGAGACAGAAAGUGUUUGCUUUUGAACUCUUGAGACGAUUCUGCUGCUUUUGAAGCGUGGCCACCGCUCAUGAAGCCCCAUCCCGUCCAGAAAUACGACUCUGCUCUCAGAUCAGUUCAGCACUUUCUGCCGGCUGAAAAAGCCAAGCUGGUCUCCGGGGAAAAAGAAUGUCAUCUCCUUAGUUACACUUGUUUUUAUUUAAAAGCUAAUUUCAUUGCACUUUUUUAUUUUCAUGUUUAAUUUAUUUUUGCUUGAUUGAAUCUGACGAGGGUGCACUUUGCUUUUACUCCAUGUGACAGUUUUUUAUGUUUAAUUAAAAAUGCUGAAGAGCUGCUAUAGUGAGACAAGCGGAUUAUAAACCCCAGAUUGCACCACCGUCCUGAACCCACACGGCUCCUGUUUCCUCACUCCUGGAACGCUGUGAGGUUUUGUAAACAUCGGUAGAAUUUUUUUACGUUUCAUCUUGUAAACCCUGCCUUUAGAGCCCCUUUCUGGUGGCAAAAAAAUGUAAUUCAGCAAACUGUUUUAACCGAUUUUAUUUCAAAUGAAAAUCAAACCUGAUGAAAAACAGACUAAAUACUUUCUAAAUCCUUGACUUGAUCUCAGUAAUGAAGGCUUCAAUUUGUGCAAUAGAAACUUAAAUGCUGACAUUUUCUUGUGAAUUAAUAUGAAAUAUUUGUUUAAUAAACUGCACUCACAAUAACAAUA